Molecule: messenger RNA, 1593 nt
Organism: Gryllus bimaculatus (two-spotted cricket)
Lineage: Eukaryota; Metazoa; Arthropoda; Insecta; Orthoptera; Gryllidae
Source: the annotation of a GenBank genome assembly
AUGGUAGACAUGGCGCGACAUAAUUCACUCAAAAGCGCUCGCAUCACCAGACCUCACGCGGACUUUCAGCUCAGUAGCAACGCGAGAGAUAUCAGCCCCCACCACCUCGGAAGAAGCGAAUUGCCAGGUGGUGGCGGCGACAGGCGCGCGCGCGGCGGAGACAACAGGGCGGCAGAUCGCCCAGAGGGCGUCGAGGGCGAUGGCGCCCACUCGGGGGCGAUGGGCGCCCAGGGCGUGACGGCCCGCGCCCGUGCACCGCCCACCGGCUUCUCUGCUCCUUGUCACUCACGACCUCUCUCAGCCAGCAACGCUUCGUUCAAGAGAAGAAAGGACAUCCACGAUGUGCCGCUAUCAGAGGGCGUGGCAAUCCAGCCAGCGGUCGCUCCGACGCCGGGCGUUGUUUGCGACAAUGGGCGGCGUGGGCCGGGCGACGGGCCGGCGGCGCGCGCGGGAGACAAUGAGGCGCCGGCGCCCGGAGACGAGCCACUCAUCGCCAGGUGUCUGACCGCGACGCACGUGCCACGUCCAACCGCCACUGCGAGCUCUCAUUGCCAGCCUCCAAGCCGCCCAACGCGACUGCCUGCGAAGGGAGCUUGCACGCCGCUGGCAGACACCGCGCUGCGCUGCGCAGCGCUGCUGGGGCUCAUGCUCGCCGACGGCGACUGGAGCGCCCGCGAGCGCGACAUGGAGCGCGACAGAGAGCGGGAUUGCGACCGGGAGAGGGAGAGGGAGCGCGAGUGCUGUCUGACGCUGGGGCGCUCGCCGCGCAGGAUACACGCGGCGGCCGCCGCCGCUGCAGCCGCCGCCGCCGCGCACUGCGAGCGCGCCCGGGCGUUGCGCCGUCUGCAGGCGACCGCCGGGUGCGCGCGAGCGCAGGAGGAGUUUCGCACCAUCCGGCGCCUGGUGAAGCGCUACCCGUUCGUGGCCAUGGACACGGAGUUCCCGGGCGUGGUGACGCGGCCGGCCACCACGGUGCGCUCCAGCGCAGAGUACCACUACCAGAUGCUGCGCUGCAACGUGGACCUGCUGCAGGUCAUCCAGCUGGGGCUGUCGCUGGCCGACGCGCGCGGCCGCACGCCCGCCGACGGGGAGGACGAGUCAGCGCCCGCCGCCUGGCAGUUCAACUUCAACUUCGACCUGUCGCGCGACAUGUACGCGCGCGACUCCAUCGAGCUGCUGCGCAACGCGGGCAUCCAGUUCCGGCGCCUGCGCGCGGACGGCAUCGAGCCCGCGGCGUUCGCCGAGCUGCUGACGGCGUCGGGGCUGGUGCUGGUGGACGACGUGACGUGGGUCACCUUCCACAGCGGCUACGACUUCGGCUACCUGCUCAAGCUGCUGACGGCGCAGCCGCUGCCGGCCGACGAGGGCGCCUUCUUCGAGCUGCUGCGCCUCUUCUUCCCGCGCGUCUACGACGUCAAGCUGCUGCUGCGCGGCUGCCGCAACGGCCUCGCCACCGCCGGACUCCAGAGGAACCAGCAGCUGUGCAGAGACGACCGUCACUCACGGCGGACCGAGGCGCGAAGUGGAAGUUGCUGGGCUGCAAAGGCAGGCGCGGAGAGGCGAGGCGAGGCGGAGCGACGUAAGCAGCCGUGA